AUGGUUAAGGACCAGACUCACAGACUCAAUGGGGUCUGUGCUGGCAUGGGAGGCUUACCUGAGCCAUAUCCAUUGAAAGAGAGAGAGAGACAGAGAAAGACAGAGAGACAGACAGAGAGAGACAGAGACAGACCCUGUGCCAGACUGACAGCCACCCGCCACUGCCGCCCCGAGAGCGCCUGCCUGACAGCCAAGGAAAGGAAGGGAAGCCCACACAAGGAGGAGACCAUGUCCGAGACGGCCCCCGAAGCCCCCGCGGCCGCUGCCCCCGCAGCCAAGGCGCCGGCCAAGAAAGCCAAGAAGCCCGCCGCCGCCAAGCCGCGCAAAGCGGCCGGGCCCAGCGUCACCGAGCUGCUCACCAAGGCGGUGGCCGCCUCCAAGGAGCGCAACGGCGUGUCCCUGGCGGCGCUCAAGAAGGCCCUGGCGGCGGCCGGCUACGACGUCGAGAAGAACAACAGCCGCAUCAAGCUGGGCCUCAAGAGCCUGGUGGGCAAAGGCACCCUGGUCCAGACCAAGGGCACGGGCGCCUCGGGGUCCUUCAAGCUCAACAAGAAGCAGCAGCACGAAAGCAAAGACAAGGUGCUCAAGAAGAAGCCCGCCAUCAAGACCAAGAAGCCUGCGGCUAAGAAGCCUGCCGGCGCCGCCAAGAAGCCCAAGAAACCCGCACCCAAGAAGAGCCCCAAGAAGGCCGUCAAGAAAUCCGCCGCGGGAGCCAAGAAGGCAGCCAAGAGCCCCAAGAAGGCCAAGCCCGCCAAGCCCAAAAGGGCCGUUAAAAGCCCCGCCAAAACCAAGACGAAAGCGGCUAAACCCAAGACUCCCAAGGCGAAGAAACCAAGAGAAUAUUGUAGUGAGAGUUUAAACAAUUCACUAAAAGAAUUAACUAUUAAAUCUUUGCUACAAAAAUUGUCCAAAGCAACCAGAUAA
Molecule: messenger RNA, 924 nt
Organism: Thamnophis elegans (Western terrestrial garter snake)
Lineage: Eukaryota; Metazoa; Chordata; Lepidosauria; Squamata; Natricidae
Product: histone H1-like
Exons: 4
Coding region: 1-924 (307 amino acids)
Biological process (GO): nucleosome assembly
Cellular component (GO): nucleosome
Molecular function (GO): DNA binding; structural constituent of chromatin
Source: RefSeq, a predicted model, not a curated record